AUGGCCGAGACGCAGGAGCUGCUGCUGCAGCUGCAGAAGGACAACCGCGACGGCCGACUGCGGAAGCAGGAGCUGGAGGAGCUGGUGCGCGGGCUCGAGGCCGAGAGCGAGAGCCUCACCGGGCGCCUGCAGGACCUGCGCGAGCGCGAGCGCAGCCUGCAGCGGAAGCGAAGCCAGGUGGCACGGAGCCUGCGCGGGGAGGCGCGCGAGGCGGCGCGGGAGCGCGCGGAGCGAGCGCGCGGGCUGCUGGAAGCGGCGGAGCAGCACCAGCAGGACUUGGAGCAACACAACCGACAGCUGCAGGAGCAGUGGGAAGAGCUGUCGAGUCAGCUCUUCUACUACGGAGGGGAACAACUGAGUCAGCAGCGCGCCGAGCAGCAACUCGGGACCCAACUGAUGGCGUUGCAGAAACAACUGGAGCUGGUGGAGGCCAAGCACGCCAAGCAGGCGGAGAGCCUGCGGCAGGGCGCGCAGCGGACUGAGGAGGCCUGGGCCAGCUUUCAGGAGCAGAGCGGAGUCCUGCAGGAGCUGCAGGGAAAGGUGACGGAGGCGGCGGCUGCGCUGGACGCCUCGCGGGGCGGCCUGGAGCUGUGCGACUCCCAGCCUCGCCGGGAGCAGGACUGCGCGGGCUCGCUCAUGGAGGAGGUGGCCAAGGCCGACUGUGAGAGGCGGCUUUUCACCGGCACUGGCAGGGCGGGCAUCAGGCUGUGGGCGCUGGGCGCGCUGCAGACGCUGCUCUUGCUCCCGCUCGGCGUCCUGGCGCUUCCGCUGCUCUACCUGACGCUCGUGAACCCCUCCGCCCUCCGCCGGGGACUCCCGCACUUUGUCUCGGACGCCGCCUUCCGCCGCCUGCGCUACACGCUGUCCCCGCUGCUCGAGCUGCGCGCGCGCGGCCUGCUGCCCGCCUAG
Molecule: messenger RNA, 909 nt
Organism: Neomonachus schauinslandi (Hawaiian monk seal)
Lineage: Eukaryota; Metazoa; Chordata; Mammalia; Carnivora; Phocidae
Gene: TMEM191C
Product: transmembrane protein 191C
Exons: 10
Coding region: 1-909 (302 amino acids)
Source: RefSeq, a predicted model, not a curated record